This is a messenger RNA of Lytechinus pictus (painted urchin), 2410 nucleotides long. Its product is annotated as lysophospholipid acyltransferase 5-like. Gene Ontology annotation, cellular component: membrane. Gene Ontology annotation, biological process: phosphatidylcholine biosynthetic process; lipid modification. The coding region runs from base 107 to 1327 and encodes 406 amino acids. The transcript has 11 exons. Gene Ontology annotation, molecular function: 1-acylglycerophosphocholine O-acyltransferase activity; lysophospholipid acyltransferase activity. Lineage: Eukaryota; Metazoa; Echinodermata; Echinoidea; Temnopleuroida; Toxopneustidae. The record is from RefSeq and is a predicted model, not a curated record.
UCCCCUUGCUAUUUUCCUGAGAGAUAAUCUACAUGGCACUUCUGCUACUACCAAACAUCUCUACAUCUCUACUAUAGGACUAGCAAUCUGCUAUUUCAAUUAUGGAAUGGAUACAGGAUAUCUUUUCUUUUGUUCUAUGUUCAACUACAUCCUUCUCUUCCUUGUUGGUGGUACUGGAUCAUCAGUUAUCAUUUCCUUUCUAUUUAAUCUGGGUUAUCUGUUGGUUUCAUACGCCAUCUUUGCUUCUAAUGACUAUGAUAUGAACUGGACUACACCCCAAUGUAUCUUGACCCUACGAAUGAUCUCAGUAGCUUUUGAUCUUUAUGAUGGGCAUAAACCUGUGGAGAAGCUAAGUUCAGAGCAGAAGUCAUUAUGUUUCAAGGAAUCACCAGGCCUCUUAGAGAUUGUCAGCUAUUCUUUCUUUUUUGGCUAUUUCUUAACUGGACCACAGUAUCCUUUACGUCAAUACCGUGACUACAUGGAUGGUAAACUACUUGAUAAUGAAUGUGGCAAGCCUUCAGACACUCUUCAGCCUGCUAUGAGAAUCUUCACAAUCGGCAUGAUUUACUUCAUCAUUGAAAUCUUACUUGUACCAUCAUUUCCUGCUACUUAUCUCCUCACUGAAGAAUUUGCUCAAUCAUCAUUCCUGUACAAGCUCUUCUACAUUUGUCUAUUUGGAAGGUUCACCAUCAACAAAUAUGUGACAUUCUGGUUGAUUUCUGAAGGUGUAUGUAUCUUGAGUGGCAUUGCAUAUUCAGGUAAGGACAAGGAAGGGAAGGCAAAGUGGACAGCUUGCUCAGGGAUUAAACCUCUAGCAUUUGAGACUGCUUUGAGUGUUAGAGACAUGGUAGCAACAUUCAAUAUUUCUACUAAUACAUGGCUAGCGAGGUAUGUCUACAAGAGGUUGAAGUUUCUAGGAAAUCGCUACAUCUCCCAGAUAGUGUCGCUUUUAUUUUUAGCUGCAUGGCAUGGCCUACACAUUGGUUACUACAAUAAUUUCAUCCUAGAGUUUUUCAUUGUCAUGUUUGAUGUUCAGGCUACAGAGCUAUUUACUAAAGUGCCUAUUCUCAACAAUGUUUCUCAACAUCGACUGAUGUCUCUUGUCAAAUUGGUGGUAUUGAAAUUCUGUAUGCUUCUCUUCAUGGGAUAUCCACUUGUUAGCUUUGUCUUACUGAAAUGGUCAAAAAUACAUUUGGUUUACAAGGAAGUCUACUACAUUGGACAUAUCUUCUUUGUGAUUCUGUGGCCAAUAUUCUCUUUUGGUGUCAUCAUUCCUUGGUUUAAAACACAGAAGUUAAAAUCCAAAGAGAAAGAAAAGACAAAAUGAUGAAUGAACAAUGGGCGAUCCACAUCUAUAUUCUUCCCAGCAAAUCAUUAAGGAAGUUAAUAUAAUGAUUGGCUGCUUUAUAAUUUUGUUUUUCAUCCACAAGUGGUGAGAAGGUAGGGUAUGGCCAAUAUAUGAAAGUUGAUAUGUGAGCUGACACAUCAACACCUUUCCCAAAAGCUAAAAGCAGGGUUCCUGGCAAAAACCUGAGAAACAUUGCUUUAGUUUUCGGGUUGUCCAUCCAUUUUUUUUUCAAGUUGUUUACUAAAUAACCAUGUGACAUAUCAAUCUGUAACUUGGUCCAUGUAUUCCAAUUUUAAAGUAUGUAUAUGUGAUGGACAAUGAUUUAAUGGGUCAGGUGAACUUAGGUCAAGGUCAAAGGGGACAAGGUCAAUGUGUACAUUUUAUUAUAUACAAAUAAUGCACGUAAGCGAGUGCAUGCGGGGCCAAAUAAUGAACGAUGUGUAUAAUAUUACAUGUAUAAUAAUAAUGAUAUAUUUUAACCAGGGUAGCUACUACAAUUCCAUAAACUGUUUUAUACAAGUCCCAAGAACGUUUUGUAAUCUGAUCCAAAUCGGAUCACAUGAUAUUCAGCAAAUUGCACUAUUGUAUCCAAAAUGCACUAUCCUGCACUCUGACCUCAGAGUGCAGGAUAGUGCGAGUUCUGCAAUUAUAUCUAGAAUUAUCUAAAAUUUAGAUCAAAUAUAGCAUUCGGGGCAACUCAGUAACAUGGGUGAGGGGGGGAGUUUAUAUAAAACAAACAAUACACGCAUUCUUGUGCAUAGAGGACCUAAAUAAUGAACUCUUCUCGCACAUCGUUCAUUAUUUGGCCCUGCAUGCACGCGCUUACGUGCAUUAUUUGUAUACUACUUGACAUGAUAAUGUUAUCAUCAUAUAACCCUGACUUGAGCGCUUCUCUUGUUUACUGACGAAUCAUUUUUAGUUUAAGUUUAAAGCCAAAUAUUUCUUCAUUUUUUAUUGUGUUGAGAUGUGAAGUACAGUACAGGCCACCCUCAGAUUUAAUAGAUAACUAUACAGAACACUGCAUUCUGAAUAUAACCGAAUAUAACCAAAGCCCAUACAGAA